AUGACGACAUUUACAGCCAUGAAUGGGGCCGGCUCACCAAAGGUUGCCAAUGCCAAUGGAGACUCUGCGAGUACAAAGCGCGCAGGUUCCUCAGAGCGCACCAACGGCCCUGCACACGCCUCAGAUCAAACGUCCAAACAGCAACCCUCAAGUGACGCCCCCAGCAACCAUAGGGAACGUGACGGCUGGGCUCAAGGGGUCCCGGGCCAUGAGAGACAGCCGUACUCACCAGCAAAUUACGCGGACAAGGAGAGCUCGCACAAGCGCAAGAGGUCGAGCUCUGCUGAAUCACCGCGGAGAGAAGCACCUGCACAGGCUGAGAGGCAACAGGAAGACGCCCGCCUCGAACGGUCACAGGACUCUGAGCCAGGGGAACGGGACCCAUACGAGCGUGACGCACGAGGGCGACAUUUUCGAUCGUACGCGGACGAGGGGCGGGAACGUGGCCGUGAAACGGACCGUGAGCGGGACAGGGACUCGUGGUACUCUCCCCAUGAGAGGCGAGAUGACCGGGAUCCUUAUAGUCAGCCACCCUCAGCGGCGCCCGAUUCGGCCAACACCGAAGAGCAAAUCGGAGACGCGCUGCGGAGAGCCACGGAGGACUACCCGCAAACCAGCCCGGACGGCGAUGACAUGUCAAUGUCCUACUCUGGACAAUACACACCAGAACAGAGAAGAGACGGCGUGAUCCAAUCUGACCCCAAGAAGAGGAAACGAAACUUCAGCAACCGGACGAAGACGGGCUGCCUGACGUGCCGGAAGAGAAAGAAGAAGUGCGAUGAGGCAAAGCCAGAGUGCAGUAACUGUCUGAGGGGCGGGUUCGUGUGUGCUGGAUAUCCUCCACAACGAGGGACGUGGCCCAAGCCCGAGAGCAAGGUGCAGACCAUCCAGAUCGAGUCCAAGGACCCGAACUACGUGCCCCCGGGAGCAUACGGGAUGCCGCAACCAGCAAACUUCCCACAGCCAGCGGUUUUUCCACACCAGCAGCCACCAAACCACCAAGGGAAACGCGAGCCAUUGCCAUCCUACCGAGGCCAGCCGCUGCGGAUCGAACCACCUCAGGGGCGACCCGUGCUCACCGACGACGAUAGGCUCACAGCCUCGACCCUGCCGACCGCAUCGGUCAUGGACCCGAACGAAAAGCUGUCGGCCCUGUCCUCGGCGUAUCCCAACACCCCGGCCAAUGUGUUUCCGACCCCCGUCAGCGCGGCGCCGGUUCCCUUCCCAGAGCGGGGCCCUAAGGAGUACCAGCGUGUGCCCCCGCUGCACGACCUGACGCGGACAGAGCCCGACCUGACGCCACAGAGCACAACGCUGCCGCACAUCAACAUCAUGCACGCCACGCGCACCAACAGCCCAAUCGCCACACCACAAUCCAGUACGAAUCCGCAGACGACAGCGCAGCUUGCCCUUUCGCACACAUCGCAGUUUCCGUCGCCAAUAGUACCGCCGGCUGGCGGGGCAGCAGGGGGGGUAACUGGUGGUGGCGGUAGUGGCACGGCAGGCCAGGCGGCGGGCGGCGCCGUCAGUAGCGCCAGCAGUAAUGCGUCGGGGCGGCGCGAGAAGGACGAGAUGAUUGCGGGGCGGCCUUUCUACCCGUUUGAGAAGGAGCUGGUGCUGGAGCGAGAGCGAUGCAACGCGGCUUGCUGGCGGUUCAACAACAGCACGAAUCCAAACAAUGGGGUGUCGCCGCUCGAGCGGGCGCGGCUGUUCCGGGAGAUCCUGAUGCCGCGCGACCCGAUCCAGCUGUCGCCGACGCAGACGAGCCCUGUGACGCACACGGGCCGGGUGGGCGAGAACGUGGUGGUGGAGGCGCCGUUCCAGUGUGACUACGGCUACAACGUGUCGAUCGGCAAGAACACCAUGAUCGGGCGCAACUGCACGGUGCUGGACGCGUGCGAGCUCACCAUUGGCAACAACGUCGUCAUCGGGCCCAAUGUCAACUUCUACACCACCACCAUGACGACGGACCCGCGCCGGCGCAACGGCGCUCGCGGCGCGUGCACGGGCAAGGGCAUCGUCAUUGAGGACGAUGUCUUUAUUGGCGGGUCCGUGACUAUCCUCGGCGGCGUCAGGAUUGGCAGGGGCACGACGGUGGGUGCCGGGAGUCUUGUUACCAAGUCCCAGCCUUCGCACGUCAUCGUCGCGGGAAGCCCUGCCAAGGUCCGGAGGGGAAUCGCCUCGAUGUAUCCAUGA
Diaporthe amygdali is the source of this 2196-nucleotide messenger RNA. Its product is annotated as bacterial transferase hexapeptide. Gene Ontology annotation, biological process: regulation of DNA-templated transcription. The record is from RefSeq and is a predicted model, not a curated record. Gene Ontology annotation, molecular function: zinc ion binding; acetyltransferase activity; DNA-binding transcription factor activity, RNA polymerase II-specific. The transcript has 3 exons. NCBI's taxonomy places the organism in Eukaryota, Fungi, Ascomycota, Sordariomycetes, Diaporthales, Diaporthaceae. The coding region runs from base 1 to 2196 and encodes 731 amino acids.